Molecule: messenger RNA, 854 nt
Organism: Kickxella alabastrina
Lineage: Eukaryota; Fungi; Kickxellomycota; Kickxellomycetes; Kickxellales; Kickxellaceae
Product: glutaredoxin
Exons: 1
Coding region: 131-838 (235 amino acids)
Source: RefSeq, a predicted model, not a curated record
CCUCUCUCUACCAAAUAAAAAAGAAAUCAAUUUUCAGACACUUUCUUUUUUCUUUUUUUUUUUUCCUUACAUUUUUUUCUUAUUCAAGUCACAAUCUCAUUUCGUAAACACAGUUAAUUCUUAAAAACAAAUGUCGGUCGCGAACAACCUGAUCCAGCUCACGGAUGAGAGCACGCUUCGCAAGGCCCUCGAGAGCAAGAGCCAAGAGGUGGUUAUUUUCUUCUGGGCCGAAUGGGCCGAACAGUGCAAGCAGGUGGAGAGCGUCAUCGACGAGCUGGCAGCGAAAUACACAAAGACACAGUUCUUCAAGAUCGAGGCAGAGACCUUCAGCGAGAUCUCCGAGGCGUACGAGAUCUCGGCCGUGCCUACCACCAUUAUUGCCAAGAAGGCCAAGGUUCUCAAGAAAAUCGAUGGCGCUAAUAUCCCCGAGAUUGUUAAGGAGGUUGCCGACAGCUGCGCGGCUGCCAACGGUAUUGCCGGACAGACGGCCAGUGCCGCAUCACCAGUCGAGUUUAAGCAGGAUUUGAACACGCGGCUGAAGGAGCUUAUUGAGCGCGCGCCCGUGAUGGUGUUUAUCAAGGGCACAGCCGCCCAGCCGCGGUGCGGUUUCUCCAAGAAGAUUGUCAACAUGCUUAACGGGCAGAACAUUAAGUACGGGUACUUUGACAUCUUGACCGACGAGCAGGUGCGCCAGGGUCUUAAGGAGUACUCUAACUGGCCGACUUUCCCGCAGCUGUACAUUAGCGGCGAGCUGGUUGGUGGCGUGGACAUUGUCAGCGAGAUGAUUGAAUCCGACGAGCUGCUGGACAUGAUCCCUGAGGACUCGCUCGCAAAGUAAUGCAAUUUCUUUAGAG